AUGGAGGCUGCUUGCCCCGGUUGCAAGUUUGUCUUCAAUGCAGAGUCGCUGACGUGCCCUGGUUGUGGACGACGACGUGACCUGGAGCUCUCUUCCGCCCAGCAAGUGGGUGAGACGAGUGAGAUGAGUGAUGUGAAGGCACCAGCCGCAACCAACGAUGCAGCUCCCCGUGCCACCGGUGCUGACAGUGUGGCAUUUGGCAGGCACGCUGAGAUGACUUAUGCCGAGCUCUGGGAUAAAGAGCCGAAGUACUGCCAGUGGGUGAUGAAGACUGCGCAGCUGCAAGAACCAGGGGAGCAGCCAAGUCCCAUGGAACGACUGGCAAGUUGGCUAAGCGAAAAAGAGAUCCAGGCCGAAAGCAACGGCCCAGCCUACGAGUACAACGAGGAUAUGCAGCUGGUCGAGGUGCCUGGCAGCCGUUCACUCAAAGAGCGUGCCGGCACCACGGUAAAGUUCUACGGAGUGGCGGCGCCGGAGAAGAGGAUUUGCACAAGCUGGGAGGAGUGCAAGCAAUACGUGCACGGCAUCAAAGGGGUGCUCUAUCGCAGCUUUGCCACCCGUGAAGAGGCGGAGGAGUACGUGAACAACCCACCAGCUCGGACGGUGAAGCAAUCCAGGCGCUCUGAGAAGGCCGUCAAGACCUCGGAGAACUCUGAAGAAAAGGGCGAGACGGCGAUUUCCAAGGGGAAGAAGUCCAAAAAGGCUAAGCAAGAGGAGAGGCCAACAGAGAAUGGUUCAGACGCUCCCAUGGACACAGACGUGAAGGAGAAAGCCGAGGUGGACGAGACGGGCGAGGUCAAAGCUCCGAAUGGAAAGGCCAAAAGGGCCAAAAAGGCCAAAACGCAGCCCGCUGGCGACGAAGGCGCGCCAGUCCGCAAGCGCCGCCGCAAGGAGGAGGGCGAAGACGGCGUGAAGGAGCCCUCUCCGAAGAAGUCCAAGAAGUCCAUGCUAGCCAAAGCAAAGGCCAAGGCGAAGGCCAAGGCGAAGGCCAAGGCGAAGGCCAAGGCCAAGGCGAAAGCACUUGCCAAGGGCAAGGCCCGCAAGGCAGAGGCAGCGGCAGAAGCGAAAGCAAAGCCGGCAAAGCCCACCAAGCAGGAGCAAAAGUCGCCGAAAGCCGACAAGCCCUCCUCGCAGCCGCCGAAAGCCGAAGGGAGUCCAGAGGUGUUGAAAUUGGCUGAAGAGAUGGGUUUGCUGACAGCCCUGGUCAAUCUUCGACAGCGACCCGAGAUUGCGGCGUUGAAUGUCGAUGCAGAGAUCUUGCUGAACGUUCUGCGUGAGUGUGAUGGGCUGGUGAACAAAGCAAAGUGCCGCGUGCUGGAAAGCAGCCCCGGUCCCUCGACGCCGCCCAAGAGCCAGCGGAGUGACAACACUCCCGAGCCUGUGACUCCGGAGAAGAGUGAGGCUCCUGUGCCAACUUCUGAGAUGACUGCAGUGAAGGGAGAGGCAGAGCAGAGGCCCUACGAGCCUGCCAGGGAGGUGGAGGACGCAGUCAAGGCCGUGGUCACAGAGAAGGCCGAAGAGAUCCCGCACGGGCAGGAAGCACACGGGGCGACUCAAUCCCUGCCAUCCUGUAGUAACUGUGACAAGAUCUUUGAUGCCCAGGAUACGAGCUUCUGCCGGGGCUGUGGCUUUGCCCGGGACCUUCUGGAUUCCCCUCCGAUGGAGGUGCAGGUGCAGAAGACUGAGAAGGCCCUCUCGCCGGACGAAGCCAUGAGGGAGCGCAUCAAGGCCAGCCGAGAGCGUGCCUUGGCCCGGAAGAGGCAGCUGCAGCAGCAGGUGCUCCACAGCGGCGACCUGAGCUGUUCCUGA
Messenger RNA from Symbiodinium natans, 1809 nucleotides. NCBI's taxonomy places the organism in Eukaryota, Dinophyceae, Suessiales, Symbiodiniaceae. The record is from the annotation of a GenBank genome assembly.